Odontomachus brunneus is the source of this 1362-nucleotide messenger RNA. Its product is annotated as odorant receptor 22c-like. Lineage: Eukaryota; Metazoa; Arthropoda; Insecta; Hymenoptera; Formicidae. Gene Ontology annotation, biological process: sensory perception of smell; detection of chemical stimulus involved in sensory perception of smell. The coding region runs from base 4 to 1206 and encodes 400 amino acids. Gene Ontology annotation, cellular component: plasma membrane. The transcript is spliced from 5 exons. The record is from RefSeq and is a predicted model, not a curated record. Gene Ontology annotation, molecular function: odorant binding; olfactory receptor activity.
GUCAUGCGUGUAAACAGCUCGCAUCACAAUGACAUCAGAUACACCGUGCAUGUGACACGAGGUGUCUUGAAUCUAAUCGGUGUGUGGCCGUCACAAGUCAAUCCGUCCAAUCUUAGGCUCGUUUGGACGAGAUUGCUCAGAGUGCUGUGCCAGGCUCUGCUCUAUUUCAUUUUUAUUCCGGGAAUGUUGAAAAUAUUCCUCAAAGAGUCGAACGCCCGUCGUCGACUCAAAAUGAUCGGGCCCAUGUGCAACUGUCUAAUGGCCGUGUUGAAGCACAUGCUGCUGAUCUGUCAAAACAACAAGAUUAAGGACUGCAUUAAGCAUAUCGAAGAAGACUGGGCUCAGGUGAGCCAGACGGAGGAUCGCAGGAUCAUGAUGGGAAAUUCGAAAAUCGGUCGGAGCUUGGCAAUCUUAUGUGUGGCCUUCGUAUAUGGCAGCGGGUUUUCGUAUCGCACUAUCGUCCCGAUAACACGCGGCGUCGUCGUCACGCCGCAGAACGUGACGAUCAAGCCAUUAGGAUUCGCCGGAUACUACGUGUUCAUUGAUCCACAGAAGACGCCGGCUUACGAGAUCAUAUUUACCAUUCAGUUCCUUUCUGGUUUCGUGCAGUACUCAGUGACUAGCGGAGCCUGCAGUCUGGCGGCUUUACUGGUACUGCAUGCUUGCGGCCAAUUCAAGAUUCUCAUCGCUAAGAUGGAGAAUCUCACGCGAAUGAAUCAAUUCUCCAAUGUAGACGUCAACAGGAAAUUGGCAGCUGUUGUGAAACAACACAUAAGGAUUAAGAGCUUCUUAGACAAAGUAGAAGAUAUUUUGCAGUAUAUGUGUCUGGUAGAAGUAAUUGGAUGCACGUUCAUAUUGUGUCUUCUUGGAUACUACAUAAUAAUAGAAUGGGAAAAUAACGACGCAGUGUCUAUGCUAACGUAUACUAUACUUCUCCUAACAUUUAUUUUUAAUAUUUUCAUACUGUGCUUCAUCGGUGAACUUCUCACUGAUCAGAGCAUGAAGAUGUACAUCACUUCUUGUACUCUUAGUUGGUAUCGCAUUCCUUACAAAACUGCUCGCAGUCUCGUUCUAGUGGUCGCAAUAUCUAGCAUACCUACUAAAAUCACCGCGGAAAAAUUUAUGGAUCUGUCUCUCAAUAGCUUCGGUAUUAUUAUGCGAACAUCGUUCGCAUAUUUGAAUAUAUUACGGACAACUAGCAUUUAAGGCUGUAGUUCCUUAGACAAAAUAAAUAAACUUUAUUCGUAGGAUAUCUAGACUGAAGGUCUAGAUGCAAAUAGCGCUGUUUAAAUAAUAAAUCAAUGUAUAAAUAAGUAUAAAAAUUUGCAAAUUAUUUUGUUAUUCUGUUUUUAUAUUAGAAAA